AUUAAGUAAAUCACGAUCAUUGUCAAGGUCAAGAUAUAUUCACGAUGUCUUCAAUCGCUACAUUUAAGGGUUUAGUUGCUCUAGUAACUGGUGGAGCUUCCGGCUUGGGUCGAGGAACAGUAGAACGUUUUGUGCGAGAAGGUGCAAAAGUAGUGAUUUGUGACCUUCCAAAGUCGCCGGGUGAAGAAGUAGCAGCAAGUCUAAAAGGAGAUGCAAUUUUUGUCCCAACCGAUGUAACAUCUGAAAGUGACGUUGGAAAUGCAUUGGAAGUUUGUAAGAAAAAUUUUGGCAAAUUAGAUGCUGUUGUAAACUGCGCUGGUAUCGGCAUAGCCGUCAGCACUUAUAAUUUCAAAAAUAAUAAGGCUCACUCCCAAGAAGACUUUCUGAAAGUUCUCAACGUAAACGUGGGAGGAACAUUUAAUGUCAUCAGACAAGCUGCUGGACUUAUGGGAGCCAAUGAACCUAAUGUUGAUGGACAAAGAGGAUGUAUUGUAAAUACAGCUAGCGUAGCUGCUUUUGACGGCCAAAGAGGACAAGCAGCUUACUCAGCAAGCAAAGGAGCAAUCUAUGGAAUGACUCUACCAAUAGCAAGAGAUUUAGCUAUUCAAGGGAUCCGAGUUAACACAAUCGCCCCAGGAUUGUUUGAUACACCCCUAUUGGCUGGUUUACCAGAAAAAGUUAGAAGUUAUCUAGCCAAGUCAGUUCCAUUCCCCCAACGUCUAGGCUAUCCAGAUGAAUAUGGCCAUUUAGCUCAAUUUAUAAUUCAAUCACCCAUGAUGAAUGGUGAAACUGUCAGAUUGGAUGGUGCCAUUAGAAUGCAGCCUUGA
Dimorphilus gyrociliatus is the source of this 827-nucleotide messenger RNA. The record is from the annotation of a GenBank genome assembly. NCBI's taxonomy places the organism in Eukaryota, Metazoa, Annelida, Polychaeta, Dinophilidae.